Messenger RNA from Arabidopsis arenosa, 1675 nucleotides. NCBI's taxonomy places the organism in Eukaryota, Viridiplantae, Streptophyta, Magnoliopsida, Brassicales, Brassicaceae. The record is from the annotation of a GenBank genome assembly.
UUGAGUUUCUUGGAUUCUAGUUUUGCUUUUCUCUUUAAUUUUUGUUGUAAUGUUAUCUAUGAUGGCUGAAAGUUCAGAGGAACCGAAGUUUGCUUUGAGACUUAUAAUUGAUGAAGAGAAGGAAAAAGUUGUUUUGGCUGAAGCUGGUAGAGAUUUUGUCGAUGUUCUCUUCAGCCUUUUGACACUGCCAAUGGGCACUAUUGUCAGAUUGCUUGAGAAGCAUCGAAAAUCUGAGUUUGGUUGUUUUAGCAACAUCUAUAAAAGCGUUGCGGACGUGGGUGUUGACUAUUUCGAGACUGAAGCUUGUCAGCAGAUAUUGCUUAAUCCAAGGAGUGUGAAGGAAGUCCAGUGCAAAAGGCUUAUGCUCAACAUAAACCCUACUGAUGGUCUCAAGUUUUUUAAAUGUCGUUCGUUCGCAGCCUGUAACUUGUGCAGUAACUUUAGCGGCUCUGAGUGUGUAUGUGGAGAGUUGAUGGACCAAGAAAUUGACUUAUCAGAAGAAGAUCAAGUACAAAAUGAUGUUGAUGGAGUAUUUGUCAAAGGCAGGUCUUCAUUCAUCAUCACCGAUGACUUGAACGUGUAUGUUGGUUCUACUGGUCUUGUCUUGAAAACUCUUUGUCGUCUAAACUGUUCUGAUGUUAGUAAGCUUGGGGAAAAGUUUCUUGACAUUGGUCUCGAAGAGAUUGUUACUCUUCUGGAGUAUAUGUUAUCUUCAGAUUCUCCCUUGACAGACACUUUCUUGAAGAAAAAAAGUCCACACGAUGUGAAAAACAUACCAAAGCUUUUGAGUCCAUGUGUGAAGGUAAAAACAGAUGAACCAGAAUCAGAAUUUACUUUGGAUGCAGUAGUAAGGAAGCAGGACAUGAAGAUUCUAUAUGUUGAAUGUGGAGAAGACUUUGUUGAUCUUCUCUUCACUUUUCUGGUCGUCCCUCUGGAAUAUUUAUGUGAUAUCAAUUUAGGGUGCAUUGGAAAUUUGCGCAGAAGCUUCAAAGACCUGAAUGUUGAUACAUCUACCAGAUGUGUGCUUCCCUAUUACUAUAAAUGUCAAAAGCAGUUGUCUGAUAUCACAACCGAAGAACCACCGUUUUACUACCGUUACAGGAAUUCCAAUCCGAGCCAACCUGACUACAGUUUGACUACAGAUCCGGAUCGGUCUCUGCUCUAUCGAAAAGACAGACUAGUUCCUGUGACUUUGAUUGAUCCAAAAUGUCGUGGUAAAGAUCAGUCAGAGAAUGGUAGUGGGUUUAUCAAGAGAGGAACAAGGUUUACAGUUACAGAUGAUCUUUUAAUCAGAGCUACGAGUUUCGUAAGCAUUUCUAUAUUCGUACUGAACAAGUUACAGAUUCAGGCAGACGAUCUGGAGGUGCAAGCAAUUAGAAUCCGUAAAGCCGAUGUUACAUUUUUCUUUCUCAAAUCUCAAGUAAUACAAUUUCACUUGCUCUCCCUUGCUUUCUUGACUAACUUUGUCUCUAAAUUAGGCAAUGAGUCUGAUGAGAACUUCCUUGUUGACAUCCUCUGCUUUGAACUCUGCUUUAUGGAACUUGAUUGCGAAGAAGAUCAAGGAAGAGACUUGAAGAAACAGAGAUUCUGUUAGAUUCAAUCCACAUUGUCCAUCUUUAGACAAAAGUGCUUUAGUAUCAGAUUACAUAACUUCCAUUAAAAUUGUCUUAGUGGA